Messenger RNA from Mollisia scopiformis, 1424 nucleotides. RefSeq lists its product as uncharacterized. Lineage: Eukaryota; Fungi; Ascomycota; Leotiomycetes; Helotiales; Mollisiaceae. The coding region runs from base 134 to 1183 and encodes 349 amino acids. The transcript is spliced from 3 exons. The record is from RefSeq and is a predicted model, not a curated record.
UGCGAGACAAGACAAGACAAACGGGCGAGAAACUUGGGGAAUUGUUCUUUCUCGACAAAAACACAACUUGAUGGAGCGAUAGUAUUGGCAGAUUCUCUCUCAGCAAUUAGUUACUCCCAUAAUCUAAUUCACCAUGUCGACGCCGGCGAAGGAGGGGCCAGAGGUCCCCGGAAAGAAGAAGGGUGGAUUGUUGUCGAGAAUGAAGACGGUAUUGAAAAGAAGCGAUGGAUCCAAGAGGCUAUCAUUUUCCUCCAAACCAUCUGCAGCAACAGCUGGUCCCAGCACCACAAAACCAGCCGAACCAACCCCAGCACCAAUCCCCGAACCAGAAACCGCUCAAGAAGACGACAUCCCCAGCGGAGUAACCAAAAUAAUGCGUUCUCAAAUCGACGCCGACCGCGCUCGCAAACUAGGUGAACGCUUCGCCAUCACAGUCGAACCGCUCUCCACCGGGCCCGACAAGCAAACCUACCGCAUCGAGAAGCCGAUCCGGAUGCGCAUCCACCGGUCCUGCCACCGCUGCAACACGACCUUUGGCAACAACAAGAUCUGUGCCCAGUGCGAACACACGCGCUGCAAACAAUGUCCCCGCUACCCAGCCAAGAAGACCGAGAAGAAGGAGAAGGGACCAUCUACUACUUCUGCUCCAAUCGUCGUGGGAGGCAUAGAACCAGAUACAUACUAUGGCCUGAGAGAACAACUCAUCCUCACCAAACCGAACCCGAAACCAAAUGCCCAGCCAUUAGUGAGGAAGAAGCCCAUGCAAAGGGUUCGGAGGACCUGUCAUUCGUGCUCGAGUCUCUUCCCGCCUGGGAUCAAAACUUGCGCUACGUGCCAACAUAUCCGCUGUGCUGAUUGUCCUCGGGAUCCCGCCAAAAAGAAAAAAUACCCCGACGGCUACCCCGGCGACGCACCCUCCUCCAACACCUCCCUCCCCGUAAAAUACAACUGCCACAAAUGCAACAAAACCUUCCCGCCGGUCCCACACCCGGACUCAGCAGAGGGGAUAGCGCGGCGAGAGAGCGCGGAGCCGGGGCCCGAGUGCGUGAGGUGUGGACAUGGGCUUUGUGGCGAUUGUCCCCGUGCGCCGCCGGGCAGGGUGGAACCUGCGCCCGAUCCGGAGGUGUUGAGGAGUGUGAGGGAGAAGUUGGCUGCGUUGAGUGUUGGGGGGUCGGGGGCUUGAUUGGGGCGGAAAGAGGAAGGGAGCAAGGAAGGAAGUGUGCGUUCUUAUUCUUUGGAUGGGAGAGAGGCGGUUUGAUACCUUUGUUUGGUUUGGGUUGGGUUAUGGCUUGGCUUGUUGUUUCGAGGCAGGAGAAGAAGGGGAAGUUUGUAUAUGGAUGGAUGGAAAGAUUCUCAUGAUGAGGAGGAGGAGGAGGAGGAGGAGGAGGAGGGAAGCAUUUCAAAAUAUGAAUGGAUGGAUGGCA